GCCUACAGAUAUUGCAAAACUCAACUCCCAGCAUGUCCAGACAGCCUUUGGCUGUCUGGGUAUGCUGGAAGUUGUAGUUUUGCAACAGCUAGAUGCACACACUGAUUGGGAAACACUGCAGUAUGGAGGCAGUGAAGGGCAGAUGGGGGAACACCAUUGUGGGAUUACUUCCCGAUUGGUGGUGUCACCCCAGUCUCUCAGGAACUGGUAGAUAAAGGAGAAGAGAGAGAACCUGUCCCAAUUGGAGGUAUGAGGCAGGUGUACAUGGAAAUGCUUCCUCUAGCUCUUACUGAGUUACACUAACUCCCUAAAACUAACUCCUCCCCAUCUAGCCAGACCUGGGUGGAGCAGGGCAGGAGUCCUGAUUGGCUGAAGCAGUCAUGUGAUCCCUUAAGCAUCCUCUUGCACAGGUAAAUCCGUGAAAAUCAUAGGUGGUAAUGAAACUAUUCCUCACUCCAGACCGUACAUGGCUCUGAUAAUAUUUGAGACAGAAUUAGAAGAAAUGAUUUGUGGAGGAAGUUUAAUAAGACCAAGCUGGAUACUGACCGCAGCGCAUUGUCAAAAACUAAGAAGUAGAGUAACCGUCCUCCUCGGAGCGCAUUCAAGAGAAGAAAAUGAAAAAGGGAUUCAGAGGUUUCGGAUUUCCAAAUCUAUUAAACAUCCACAGUAUAACAGCUCAACUUUAAAAAAUGACCUUCGGCUUAUUAAAUUGAGAGGUGUAGCAAAGCUCGGGAAAACCGUUCAACUGCUCCCUUUACCGGAGACAUUCGAUGACGUAGACGCAGGAACAGUAUGUGAAACAGCCGGAUGGGGAUGGACUGAGGAGAAAACUGAAGCUGAUUCUCUGAGGGAAGUGAAUAUCACUAUUCUAAACAGAGAAAAAUGUCAGAAACAUUGGUCACAUAAAGUUGACAUAACUAAGAAUUUAUUAUGCACCAUUGUUGGGCCAAAAGGACAAGAUACCUGCACAGGAGACUCGGGUGGCCCAUUAUUAUGCGAUGGUGUUUUCAGAGGAAUCACUUCUUUUGGGGAAAAUGUGUGUGGACGACCUAAUGAUGCCUCCAUCUUUACCCGCCUGACCAAGGAAUACAUCACAUGGAUAACCAGCACAAUUUCUCAGCACACCUAGAGCUUUACUAGCAGAAAUAUAAUAAUUUGCAUAGAUUAUAUCUCUAUUGAAAUAAAGUUUUACUUCUUAAAACAGAGUGAUAGA
Messenger RNA from Hyla sarda, 1213 nucleotides. Its product is annotated as granzyme A-like. NCBI's taxonomy places the organism in Eukaryota, Metazoa, Chordata, Amphibia, Anura, Hylidae. Gene Ontology annotation, biological process: proteolysis. The transcript is spliced from 5 exons. Gene Ontology annotation, molecular function: serine-type endopeptidase activity. The coding region runs from base 467 to 1129 and encodes 220 amino acids. The record is from RefSeq and is a predicted model, not a curated record.